Molecule: messenger RNA, 2247 nt
Organism: Quercus robur (English oak)
Lineage: Eukaryota; Viridiplantae; Streptophyta; Magnoliopsida; Fagales; Fagaceae
Product: protein KINESIN LIGHT CHAIN-RELATED 1
Exons: 2
Coding region: 54-1988 (644 amino acids)
Molecular function (GO): protein binding
Source: RefSeq, a predicted model, not a curated record
UCCCAAACGAUCACUCCCAAAGCAAAUCCCAGAAAAACUUUUCCAACUACACCAUGAGAAAAGCUCCAAUCUCAUAUCUCUCACACAUCUCUCGUCAUAAGCCACAGUCCUUUGCCCCUUUUCUUUCCAGAAAUUACAUUUCUGACCCCUCUUCUCCUCCUCCUCCUUCUUCUUCUUCUUCUUCUUCUUCACCAUUAGUCUCACACACCCAUCUCAAGCCCUGCGCCAAAACCCAUGUCUUAUUCUUCAAACCCAACCAAUUUAGAAAAAACCCAUUUCGAAAUAUGGACACUCUUGUUGAGAGACCAACCCAAUUGUCCUCUAGGCAGAGAAAAGUCAAUCAAAAAGCUGAGCUUGAAGAGGCUUUUGAGUCUGCAAAAACCACUGAGGAAAUGCUCAAGGCUUUUAAGGACAUGGAGUCAGCUUUUGAUGAGGGAGAGCUUGGGUUGGCUUCCUUGAAACUUGGCCUCAAAUUUGACCAAGAAGGUGAGGACCCUGAAAAGACUCUAUCUUUCGCUAGUAGAGCUUUGAAAGCUUUGGAUAAAGAUGAUAAACCUUCUUUACUUGUAGCCAUGACUUUGCAAUUGAUGGGUUCUGCUAAUUAUAACUUGAAAAGGUUUAAUGAUAGUUUGGGGUACCUUAAUAGGGCUAAUAGGUUGUUGGGUAGGCUGGAGGAAGAGGGUUUUAGUGGUGAGGAUGUUAUGCCGGUGCUUCAUGCAGUGCAGCUUGAGUUGGCCAAUGUGAAGACGGCAAUGGGGAGGAGAGAGGAGGCUCUUGGGAAUCUUAGGAAGUGUUUAGAGAUUAAGGAGGCGACUUUUGAGAAAGAUAGUAGGGAAUUGGGUAAAUCACACCGGGAUUUGGCAGAAGCAUACGUUGCAGUUUUGAACUUUAAGGAGGCUUUGCCAUAUUGCAUGAAGGCGUUGGAGAUACAUAAGAAGCAAUUGGGACAGAAUUCGGUGGAGGUUGCACAUGAUAGGAGGCUUCUUGGGAUUAUUUAUACUGGGUUGGAGGAGCAUAAGAUGGCUUUGGAGCAGAAUCAGUUGUCACAAAAGGUUUUGAAGAAUUGGGGUCUUAGUUCUGAUUUACUCCGUGCCAAGAUUGAUGCUGCUAAUAUGGAGAUUGCACUGGGGAAGUAUGACUCUGCAAUUGAGUCUUUGAAGGGCGUUGUUCAGGAGAUGGAUAAGGGUAGUGAAACUCGGGCAAUGGUGUUUAUCUCAAUGGCAAAAGCGAUGUGUCAUCAGGAAAAGUUUGCAGACUCGAAAAGGUGUUUGGAGAUUGCUUGUGGAAUUCUUGACAAGAAAGAGACGACAUCUCCAGUGGAAGUUGCUGAGGCAUACUCGGAGAUAUCGAUGCAAUAUGAAACUAUGAAUGAGUUUGAAACUGCAAUUUCAUUGUUAAAGAGAACAUUGGCUAUGCUUGAGAGGCUUCCACAAGAACAGCACUCUGAAGGAAGUGUUUCUGCAAGAAUAGGAUGGUUGCUUUUGCUGACAGGCAAGGUGCAACAGGCUAUUCCUUACUUGGAGAGUGCAGCGGAAAGGUUGAAGGAAAGCUUUGGUUCCAAGCAUUUUGGCGUGGGUUAUAUCUACAACAAUUUGGGGGCAGCAUAUUUGGAGUUAGAUAGACCUCAGUCAGCUGCACAGAUGUUUGCCGUUGCAAAGGACAUCAUGGAUGUAUCACUUGGUCCUCAUCAUGCAGAUUCGAUUGAGGCAUGUCAGAACCUUUCAAAAGCUUAUGCUGCCACUGGAAGCUAUGCUUUUGCAAUAGAAUUCCAGCAGCAGGUUAUUGAUGCUUGGGAAAGCCAUGGCUCCAGUGCAGAAGAUGAAUUCAAAGAAGCCCAUCGACUUCUUGAACAACUAAAGAAAAAAGCCCGAGGUGCAUCCCCGAACAAUCAUCCUGUAAAGGCCUUGCCCUUACCUCACACUAUUGUCUCUUCUAGGAGCUCAGAAACUGAUAUUCCUGUUAGUCAAAAUCUAUCCAGCACAAAUUAGAGACUCCUUUCCUAAACUGAUCUUUUACGUAAUCUAGCACAUUGUUGCACGGUAUUACCUUUUUUUUUUUUUUACUGAGCAUUAUCCCCUAAUUUUUGAGGGGCCAGUUGUUGCUUUUUGAUAUACUCAAAAGUAUGUAUGUAGCUAGUGAUUUAAGCCACACAAUUUUGCUAUUUUUGAAACCUGUUGUUGUGCCUAUAUGUAGCGUACUUAGUGAUUUUUGUUACCUAAAUUUGAAAGUAUACUAUUUUUUUUUUCA